Molecule: messenger RNA, 2590 nt
Organism: Fukomys damarensis (Damara mole-rat)
Lineage: Eukaryota; Metazoa; Chordata; Mammalia; Rodentia; Bathyergidae
Gene: Usp13
Product: ubiquitin specific peptidase 13
Exons: 21
Coding region: 1-2526 (841 amino acids)
Biological process (GO): protein deubiquitination
Molecular function (GO): cysteine-type deubiquitinase activity; protein binding; zinc ion binding
Source: RefSeq, a predicted model, not a curated record
AUGAUUGUUGUCAGACUAGACGGAAGACAAUCUGCCCACCUCUGUGAGUCUCUUAUGAGUCAGGUUCUUGCCAAGCCCGUGGGAGUACUGCACAUCAUGAAAUCCGAAAAGAACUCUGAAGGUGGACUCUAUGUAUGCAUGAAUACAUUUUUGGCCUUUGGAAGGGAACAUGUUGAAAGACAUUUUCGAAAAACUGGACAGAGUGUCUACAUGCACCUAAAAAGACAUGUGAAAGAGAAGGUAAGAGGGGCAUCUGGUGGAGCUUUACCAAAAAGGAGGAAUUCCAAGAUUUUUUUAGAUCUAGAUACUGAUGAGAAUUUAAAUAGCGACGAUUAUGAAUAUGAAGAUGAAGCCAAACUUGUUAUAUUCCCAGACCACUAUGAAAUAGCACUACCAAAUAUUGAGGAAUUACCAGCCCUGGUAACAAUUGCUUGUGAUGCAGUUCUCAGCUCGAAAUCUCCUUACAGAAAGCAGGACCCAGACACAUGGGAAAAUGAAUUGCCAGUAUCUAAAUAUGCCAAUAACCUCACCCAGCUGGACAAUGGUGUCAGGAUUCCUCCAAGUGGUUGGAAGUGUGCCAGGUGUGACCUGCGGGAGAACCUCUGGUUGAACUUGACCGACGGCUCCAUCCUGUGUGGAAAGUGGUUCUUUGACAGCUCUGGAGGUAAUGGGCAUGCACUGGAGCAUUACAGAGAUGUGGGCUAUCCUUUGGCCGUGAAGUUGGGAACCAUCACUCCUGAUGGGGCAGAUGUUUAUUCUUUUCAAGAAGAGGAACCUGUUUUGGAUCCUCACUUGUCCAAGCACUUAGCGCAUUUUGGAAUUGAUAUGCUUCACAUGCACGGGACAGAGAACGGGCUCCGGGACAAUGACAUUAAGCCAAGGGUCAGCGAGUGGGAAGUGAUCCAGGAAUCGGGGACGAAGCUGAAGCCCAUGUACGGCCCGGGGUACACGGGCCUGAGGAACCUGGGCAACAGCUGCUACCUCAGCUCAGUCAUGCAGGCCAUCUUCAGCAUCCCAGAGUUCCAGAGAGCGUAUGUAGGAAAUCUUCCAAGAAUAUUUGACUACUCGCCUUUAGACCCAACGCAAGAUUUCAACACACAGAUGACUAAGUUAGGACAUGGCCUUCUCUCCGGCCAGUAUUCAAAGCCUCCAGUGAAAUCUGAGCUCAUCGAGCAGGUGAUGAAAGAGGAGCACAAGCCUCAACAGAAUGGGAUCUCUCCACGCAUGUUUAAGGCCUUUGUCAGCAAGAGUCACCCGGAAUUCUCCUCAAACAGACAACAAGAUGCCCAGGAGUUUUUCUUGCACUUGGUGAAUCUUGUAGAGAGAAAUCGUAUUGGCUCAGAAAACCCAAGUGACGUUUUUCGUUUUUUGGUGGAAGAACGUAUUCAGUGCUGCCAGACCCGAAAAGUCCGCUACACAGAGAGGGUGGAUUACCUGAUGCAGCUGCCUGUGGCCAUGGAGGCCGCAACCAACAAAGAUGAACUGAUUGCCUACGAAUUAACACGAAGGGAAGCCGAAGCAAACAGAAGGCCCCUUCCUGAACUGGUGCGCGCCAGGAUACCGUUCAGUGCCUGCCUUCAGGCUUUUUCGGAACCGGAAAACGUUGAUGAUUUCUGGAGCAGUGCCCUACAAGCGAAGUCUGCGGGUGUGAAAACAUCUCGCUUUGCCUCAUUCCCCGAAUACUUGGUAGUGCAGAUAAAGAAGUUCACUUUUGGUCUUGACUGGGUUCCCAAAAAAUUUGAUGUUUCUAUUGAUAUGCCAGAUCUACUUGACAUCAACCAUCUCCGAGCCAGAGGGUUACAGCCAGGAGAGGAGGAACUUCCAGACAUCAGCCCUCCUAUUGUCAUUCCUGACGACUCCAAAGAUCAUCUGAUGAACCAAAUGAUAGACCCGGCCGACAUUGAUGAGUCAUCGGUGAUGCAGCUGGCCGAGAUGGGCUUCCCGCUAGAAGCGUGUCGGAAGGCUGUGUACUUUACUGGAAAUAUGGGAGCUGAGGUGGCCUUCAACUGGAUUAUUGUCCACAUGGAAGAGCCUGAUUUUGCCGAACCACUGACCAUGCCUGGUUAUGGAGGAACAGCAUCUGCUGGAGCCUCAGUUUUUGGUGCUAGUGGGUUGGAUAACCAGCCUCCAGAGGAAAUCGUAGCUAUCAUUACUUCCAUGGGAUUCCAGAGAAAUCAGGCUGUCCAGGCACUGCGAGCAACGAACAAUAACCUGGAAAGAGCACUGGAUUGGAUCUUUAGCCACCCUGAGUUUGAAGAGGACAGCGACUUUGUGAUCGAGAUGGAGAAUAAUGCCAAUGCCAACAUUAUUUCCGAGGCUAAGCCUGAAGGACCUAGAGUCAAGGAUGGAUCUGGAAUGUAUGAAUUAUUUGCAUUUAUCAGUCACAUGGGAACAUCUACAAUACUAGAAUCUUAUCUGUCUUUUAUUUUCAGAUGGGUGAUCUACAAUGACCACAAAGUCUGUGCCUCAGAACGGCCUCCUAAAGAUCUGGGCUACAUGUACUUUUACCGCAGGAUACCAAGCUAAACCUCGGACAUGCAGAUUGGCGAGAAGAAGCCAUAUGCCUUUUUAAUUUGCCAAAAAAAAAAAA